GCAGGGAGGGGAGUGUUUCCUUAGCAGCUCGUCUCUUGGUGAAGUCAGGCGUACGCACCUGCCAGCAGUGAUUCAUAUUUUUGAAGCCACUGAGAAAGAACUGAUAUUUCGCUCCCGAAGGUAAUGGACAUACAAUGGACAAUGGAAAGUAGCAGUCAUUUGUGAUAGCAGAUUAUGUAAUUAUAUGUGCAUAUUUCCAGACGUUUAAUGUGGAGUUUAUUUUAAUGGAAGCGCAACCAUGCAGAGUAAUCAUACAGCUGUCACCAGCCAUUAUCAGGUGCUGAGCAUCUUCCUAAUGUCAUUCCUGGCUGUGAUCAUUACUGUGGGAAAUGUGCUGAGUCUGACCGUUUUUCUGGGCUCCAGACAUUUCCGUAGUCCGCAGGGAUUCCUCAAAGUGUCCCUGACCUCAGCGGACCUGGCAGUGGGUGUUGUUGUGGUGCCAUACUCAGUGUACAAUGAGAUUGAAGGUCUGGUGGCAUCAUGGGGUCAAAGUUCUAGCUCAGGCGCUAACAUUUCUGAUGAGGUCAGCGUGUCUGAAGGCUUUCAGCCUUGCUUCAUCAUGGGGCCCGUAUUUGCAGGCUGCACCUUGGUGUCCAUCACCACCAUCUUCCUCCUGUCCCUGGAGCGAGGCAUCACCGUCCUCAGACCCCUGCAGAAGAACAUCAUUGUGACCAAAGAGAGGACUUUAGGCCUAAUUUAUCUCACCUGGCUACUGUGCUUCUCCAUAGCUGUGUCCCCUCUGCUCAUGUCUGAGGACAUAACCUUGAAGUUUGACUCAUGCAGCAAGAUGUGCAACUACGCCCCCUGUCCAGUUGAGCAGCACUACUCCCCUCACAAUGACAGUUAUGACAGCCCAUUGGCCAGCUUAAUGCUUGUGUUCCCCAUUUUUGAUUUCACCAUGCUGGGCACCACCUGUGUGGUCAACGCCAUCACCUUCUCCGCCGUGAGACGUUUCUGUCGGCUCCGGAAGCAGGAAGCGGCAAAGUUCCUUGUGUCGAGUGGGCCGUCCUUCUCGGACAUCCGCGCCGCCAAAACCAUCAUCGUCCUCACGGCGUUCUUCUGCGCCUCCUUCACGCCGGUGGCUGUGCUGGUGACGGGCAGCGUGCUGGGCCGGCGCUGGUGCCACUUCUCUCUCUACGCCUUCUGGAUCCUGACCUGCAGCAGCGGCUGGAACGUGCUCAUCUACAGCGCCCACGACCGCCACUUCCGCCAGCGCGUGCGGGAGCUCCUGCUGGGCCGCAGGCCCGUGGACGGAAGGAUGAGAGGGAACAGGAGAGGGAGAGGAAUGAGGAGGUGGUGGAGGUACCACCCCGCCGUUGAGCGCUGCCAUGUGGGAGGACGCAUGACAGUGAUGGGGGACACACUCAGGCCAGAGUUGGCCCAGGCUUACUCCUCGUACCAGGUGGACGUCAGCUCACAGCACGAGCUGACCUUAAGCACACUCCAUUGAGAGGUCCUUCAUCCAGUACUUUAUUCACAGGGGAACCCAUGCACCGCACAUUUGCUAAGUGUGAACAGGGGCUGACAAACAAAGGGUUUUAUAUGACAUUUUAUUUACAAGUAAUUUACAAUAUAUUUAUCUGGCUAUUGUAUCAACAUUUUGGUCAGUUUACACCAGAAUUGUGUAAUAUAUGGCUAAUGUAUCUUUAUUUAUCAAUGUGUUUUAAAGCAUUAUAGAUCUUUUUCUCCAACCCCACUUGCAACAUCAGCCAUGAUGAAAGGAUAUGACUCAUUUCAGAUUUGUACGAUGUCGUAAAGUAGUUAUUUACUCCAGUGUAUUCAUGUAAUCCCUCUCUGCUUGUAACUCUUGUGUCACUAACAUCCUGACUGGGCUUUAACAUGGCCCUUACCCCCUUCAGCUUUGCCUCACACAUGUGACAUUCUACGGUGGUUCAGUUUCUGUUUAUCUAAGUGUCACUGUAGAUAUUAGGUUUAAAGAGCAGUCUGCUGGUGGGGUGCCAGUGGCGUGCAGUGACUUGAGGGGGUUGUCUUUGCUAUGUCAGCCAUCUUAAGCCAGGCUGGAUGAGAUGCAACACCUGCUGCCUCCUCUUUGAUGUCUGAUCUUGUUCUCUGUGUGCUGUGCAUAACAUUAAACACUUGUCAGUCGGUGCAUUGAUCUUUUGUAUUUGUUUAUGGAGGGUCUGAGCGAAUGGCACUGUACACGAAUCCUCCGCCUGUAUUACAGUGACACGUGAAACUCAUGUUUCUAGUAAAGCUAGUAAAACUGGAUUGUUUAAAUAAAUGAAAUAAAUGUUUUACGGAUGCCUACUCUCUCAUGUUCCCUAUUCUCUCACCACAGUACAUCAUACAAUUACUGGUGACUCUUUACAUAAGUAAACUACAAACUACAAGAAGCUCUUGAAGACCCAACUCUUCAGAGAGCACC
Clupea harengus (Atlantic herring) is the source of this 2386-nucleotide messenger RNA. RefSeq names its product adenosine receptor A2b-like. The record is from RefSeq and is a predicted model, not a curated record. Gene Ontology annotation, molecular function: G protein-coupled adenosine receptor activity. Gene Ontology annotation, cellular component: synapse; plasma membrane; dendrite. NCBI's taxonomy places the organism in Eukaryota, Metazoa, Chordata, Actinopteri, Clupeiformes, Clupeidae. Gene Ontology annotation, biological process: G protein-coupled receptor signaling pathway.